GGAAGGCGCUGCUCACACUCCUCUCUCCACCCUGGCACCCCUGCACCCCUCUAUCCUACCUUCCCUUAAACUGACUUCUGUGCUUUAUGUCUGUCUCCCUAGGAAAGUAGAGAAAGCAGCCGUCUCCUUGGGGGCUCCCAUGACUACCAGGAGCAUGGGUACAAUGGGGACGAUGGGCGCAAUGAAGCUGUCAGUGGACUCAAAACCUUGAACUCUGACCCGUCUUCUUCGCCUUUCAACUUUGACAGUUUCUGGGAGAAUUUUAAAUCCAAGAUGCCUUUUAUUAACUGGGAUGCCAUAAACAAGGGCCACCUCCCACCUCCCAGCACUCGAGCCUUACUCUACUUCCGCAGACUCUGGGAGAAUUUCAAACGCAAGACUCCUUUCUUCAACUGGAAGCAGAUUGAGGGUCCAGAUCUGCCGUCGUUGCAGAAGAGGGCAGGUGGCGCCGAGCAGCCUGAAGCAGCAAGACAAGAGUUUUCAGCUGUCACAUCCAAGAACUACUACAAUAACCCACAGGGGAAUCCUACUUAUAACUGGCAAUACUAUACCAAGGCCACCACUGCCAAGGGAGCAGUCACACCUUCAUCGUCCUCGGCUUCCCGGGCACAACCUGGCCUGCUGAAGUGGCUGAAGUUUUGGUAGAAAAUUCCUUCUAGUCACUGCUGACGCUUCAAGAACACAGGUCUUCAGGGAGCUUGGCUGUACUUAUCCACAGUUCUCUCUACUGUGCCAGACCCACCUGGGUGUUGACACCCCAUCAUCCCACCUGGGGACCUGGUUUGACUGUCCUCAUCCUCCCCGUUCAGCUGUGGUGUCUCGUUGAUAACCAGCCAGUUUCUUCCCUUUGUCCUGUGUGCAACUGGAAGUUCCCCCAACAACGCAAUAGGAACUCCCUUCCUUCAAAUCUUCCUGUGGAAAUAAAACAUGACUUCUUCGUUUUCCUUA
Alexandromys fortis (reed vole) is the source of this 948-nucleotide messenger RNA. RefSeq names its product dermokine-like. The coding region runs from base 274 to 645 and encodes 123 amino acids. NCBI's taxonomy places the organism in Eukaryota, Metazoa, Chordata, Mammalia, Rodentia, Cricetidae. Gene Ontology annotation, biological process: cornified envelope assembly. The record is from RefSeq and is a predicted model, not a curated record. The transcript has 12 exons.